This is a messenger RNA of Lotus japonicus, 3389 nucleotides long. Its product is annotated as serine/threonine-protein kinase KIPK2-like. Gene Ontology annotation, molecular function: protein serine/threonine kinase activity; ATP binding. Gene Ontology annotation, biological process: protein phosphorylation. The transcript is spliced from 3 exons. The record is from RefSeq and is a predicted model, not a curated record. Gene Ontology annotation, cellular component: nucleus; plasma membrane; cytoplasm. NCBI's taxonomy places the organism in Eukaryota, Viridiplantae, Streptophyta, Magnoliopsida, Fabales, Fabaceae. The coding region runs from base 475 to 3075 and encodes 866 amino acids.
AAGAAAAUACACAUUCACCUUUCUUCUUCCCUUCUCUCUCUUCUCUCUCUCUCUUCCUUCUGAGCUUUCUCCACCAUUUCCAUGGCUAUCUAGGGUUUCUCUCUGUCCCUCUCAAUCUUCCAACGCUAUUGCUUCUUCUUCGCUGUGGAUUCCAUCAAUGCGCUCUGGUUUCUCCUACUUCGCUUGCUUGCAGGUGCAGCUUCUGCGAUUCGAUCGCACUCUCAACAGUUUGUUGUGGUUUGAUGUCCUAUAGCUGAUAAAGAAGUGGAUGUACCAGUUGGACUUUAAAGUUGAUUUAAGAAUGGUUUGGAUUCUGAAAGCUGGAUUUAGGGUUCAUUGUCCUUGAGCUGUGAAGUUGUUGUGUCUGAUAAGCUGCAUUUGAAAUGCACUAGAGUAGACUUUUGCUCUGGGAGACAUAUUGUUUGUGUUACAUCUACCACACCAAACUUAAGUUUGUGGAGCAACUUAUCUGUGAUGGGUUCGUUCUCUGGCACUUGUGAAAUUGUUGAAGCACAUGAAGACCUGAAUACAGGGAAAGCUGCAGGGAUUUAUCAGUCCAAUUCUGGAUAUAGCUUGGCUGAGAAAAACCAGAAGCUUCCAGUGGUGAAACUAGGAUACAAGGAUAAUCUAGAUGAUGAUAUUAAUAAGCUGUUUGAAUCCAUCACUCUCAAAUCCUCAUCCAGGGAUUCAGGCUUUUUACAAAAUGGAACAAGCCCUAAGAUGAAAGGUGCAUUAAAAAAGCCAAUUACUGGGGGCGUUCCUCGGUCCCCACGGGUUGGGACAUCUGAGCCGGUGACUUUGAAGCAGGCAUUGAGAGACCAUUGUAUAUCUAAGGCAUCAGAAAUGGCUGCUAUGAAAAGAUUAUCAAAGUCAUCAGCUUCUCCAAGAAUAUCUGAGGUUGGCAAGAUUCAGACAUUGUACAAUUCGGUUGUAGCUGAAGCUAGACGAUCUGGGCCUUCUAAUGUUGAGAGUAAAGGAACGUUUGAAAUAUCUAUAUUGCCAGAAGAAAGCAAGUCACUUGCCUUGAAUAAGGAAUCUCAGUCUCAUCAAACGGCCAAAAGCACACUAUUGAGCCAUAAUGUUCAUUCUACCAAAAUUGUUGUCGCAACUACACAAAAUGAUGCUGGGGCUUCAAUGAUGCAAAGUGAUUUAGCAUGUUCAUCAAGUAAAGUUGAGGUUCCAUCUCCGGUGGAGCCUGUUCAAAUAGAAAAACAAACAUCUGCAUCUUCUCCAUCUAGUUGUGACACCAAUCAAAGUAAAUUAGAUUUUCCUGAAAAAGCUCCAUCCCCUAAAAAAUUAGGAAAUAAAACAUCUGUGCCAAAGAGCGGAAGGAAAGGUAGGUUACAAACAGUAUCCUCCUCAUCUACUUCAGUAAAUGGAAAUAGAGUGUGCAAACUGUCACGCCAUGGACCCCGCACAGUUAAAUCGGUCAUCAAAACCAAGAAUUUGGGCAAGAAGAAACUAAAGCAGGAUUCCAUUUCUGCUUUGUCCGACCCUCCAUCCGAUGAAGUAAAUAACAAGUCAGUUCCUGGUACAACUCAACUUGUUUGCGAGAGAUGUUGCUGUGCUAUAGAAAAUACAAACAUAGAAAACGACAAAGGUAUUGGAACAUUGGACUCUAUUAUCCCUGGUGGUGGAAUAUACUUGGGUGAUGUGCACUCUGGCUCAGCAUCGAUUGACUGUGAUAGCAGCAGAGAAGUUACACAAGUGAAAAAGAAUACCAGAUUGAAAGAGCAACUUGAAUUUUCGCAAAGUUCAAAGAGUAGCCAAGGUGACUACAGUAGUAGUACAAGUACCAGUGAUGAGAGCAAUGUCAGUGGUUCAAGUUGUGGCAAUAGACCUCACAUGUCAAAGGAUGUUAGAUGGGAAGCCAUUCGACAUGCUCAAAUGCAGCAUGGGGUUUUAGGCUUGAGACACUUCAAUCUUUUGAAGAAACUUGGUUGCGGAGACAUUGGGACUGUAUAUCUAGCUGAGCUAAUUGGAGAAAAUUGUUUGUUUGCUAUAAAGGUCAUGGACAACGAAUUUUUGGCAAGAAGGAAGAAAUUGCCUAGGGCACAAACUGAAAGAGAAAUUUUAAGGAUGCUGGAUCAUCCUUUUCUUCCAACACUAUAUGCACAGUUUACUUCAGAUAAUCUUUCAUGUCUGGUAAUGGAGUAUUGUCCAGGUGGAGAUCUUCAUGUCCUACGGCAGAAACAGCUUGGUAGAAGUUUUUCAGAGCCAGCAGCAAGGUUCUAUGUUGCUGAAGUCCUGCUUGCAUUGGAGUACUUGCAUAUGCUUGGUGUUGUUUACCGCGAUUUGAAACCAGAAAACAUUCUUGUUAGAGAAGACGGCCACAUUAUGCUCACAGAUUUUGACCUUUCACUGAGGUGUGAUGUUAACCCAACGCUUCUAAGAUCAUCAGAUAUGGACCCUGCUAAGAUUUCUGGUCCUUGUGCACAAUCAAGUUGCAUACAGCCAUUCUGCAUUGAACCAUCAUGUCAAGUUUCAUGCUUCAGCCCUAGAUUCUUACCCCCAGCAGCAAAAGCAAGAAAAUUAAAAGCUGAUCUUGCUGCUCAGAUCAGAUCCUUGCCACAGCUCGUGGCUGAGCCCACAGAUGCAAGAUCAAAUUCGUUUGUUGGCACUCAUGAAUACCUAGCUCCUGAGAUCAUCAAAGGAGAGGGACACGGAGCUGCGGUCGACUGGUGGACAUUUGGCGUUUUUCUCUAUGAGCUUUUAUAUGGUAGAACACCUUUCAAAGGUUCUAAUAAUGAAGAAACAUUAGCCAACGUGGUAUUGCAAGGUCUCAGAUUCCCUGACAGCCCCUUUGUUAGCUUCCAAGCGAGGGAUCUCAUUAGAGGGUUGUUGGUUAAAGAGCCUGAAAACCGUUUGGGUACAGAGAAAGGAGCAGCAGAGAUUAAGCAGCAUCCCUUCUUCGAGGGCCUGAAUUGGGCGUUGAUACGCUGUGCUAUCCCGCCAGAACUUCCAGACUUUUGCGAGUUUGCAUUUUCAGACAUGGCCCCUCAGCCACAAGGCAAGGGUGGUAAGUAUUUACAGUGUAAUGCAACAGGAGAACAAGUGGAAUUUGAGUUGUUUUAAAGAGUUCUUUAGCAAGAGUGGCAUUCUUGCUAUGGAUUUCCUUGCUUUUUACCUCCAUGCUUUCUGCAUCGAGCUGUAACAAUUAUGUAGCCAAUGUUGUAAAUUAGUUUUGACUUUAACACUAUUAUGUUGUCAUAUAAGGUUAGGAAGUCCAGUUUUUUUUUUUUUUUGUCAAUGAAGUUCAGGUUAUAUGGCAACUUGAUAGUCGCAAUCUGAAAGAACAGAAAUUCCUAGAACCAAAAAUGCCAUACUAGUUUAGUUCCAAUGGUGACGGAAAUGACAGAAUUGUUACUAGUUAGCUUAUGUCAGGGAAA